Chrysemys picta bellii (western painted turtle) is the source of this 3103-nucleotide messenger RNA. NCBI's taxonomy places the organism in Eukaryota, Metazoa, Chordata, Testudines, Emydidae. The record is from RefSeq and is a predicted model, not a curated record.
GGGGGGGGAACCAUUCUGCGUGGUAUGGGAUGAGGUGUCAGAGGGGGUGUACCAUUCUCUACGCUAUUGGGAUUGUUCAGAGGGCAUGUACCAAUCUCUGUGGGGGAAUCAGUUGGAGUGGUCCUCUCCUUGUUUGUCUGUUGGGUGGAACGUGCCAUUCUCGGUGCAGGGGGGGUGCACGGGGGAAUGUACCAUUCUGUGUGCCCCUGAAGGGGCCAUUGUGCCACCUCAGGACGUGCCCAGCACAGAGCCAUCAUGUAGCAUCCAAACAGGGUGACCUCACGUCAAGGCUGCACAAAGCAAUGCAAGGGCCCCAAGGUGGGAUCAUGCCCCAUUGAGAUGCCAUCAUGGCCCUACCGCAUGCUGAGCCUGGGGCCAUGGAAGUGGAUUUCAAGUAUCACCAACCUCAAGCCUUCAAAACCAUGAGUCAGCCUUCAGAAGCGUAAGACUGAGUUAAAAACAAUACACUUGGGGCUCUUCUGGUUCAUGUUUGCCCUCUUUUCUCCACAACUAUGAGAUAAAGGCCGAGAGUCUCACAGUAAUCUCAGCACUCCAAGAUCUGAGGCUUCAAGAAGAAUACCAAAUAUUGUGAUACCUGUGACAAGUCACAAGAGUUACAACACUGCAUCACAUCAAGAUCUUGAUGAGCCUCAAACAGAGCAAUGAGAUAUCAAGAAAGCUGGGUCGUGUUGUACUCAAACAUCACUGUGACCCACAAGAUGCUGAAAUGUGGCUCUAUUUCACAGGCCCCAACAGAUGUUUUGUCACCCUUUUUAUCAGAGACAGAGGAGCUGUCCCCCACCCACAGGAGGAGAAAAUUAAUCUACCCAGAAUAACAGGUGAAAUGUUGUCAGAAGGCAAAGAACAAGUAGGAGACACCCCCACUGUCCAGUGGGUCAGUGAUAUGGAGACCAAGCUGCUGACUUCCCUUGAUUAUACAGAAGGGUGUAUAAUGCAGCUAAUCAAUCUCUGCACACCUCUUGUGGAACACAGAAGGAAAAAGAGGGGGAAAUCAAUUGUUCCCAAAACUGGCAUGUGGAGAGCAUGGCGAGAAAAAGUUGCACAGAAACCUCAGGAAGCCCAGCCCUUGAGCCCUGAACAAAUGCUAGAAGAUGAAUCUGUAACUUUCUCCAGGACUUCUGAGCUCCUUACCAUGUUACAGGAAUUUGUAGGGUCAACACUGUUCAACAAAGCAGAAGUUGUUGUUGUUAAAUAUAUAGUGACAAUGGUGGCCAAUCUCACCAAAGCCUUCACUCUGCUAACCAAACAGUUCCGUGGCCUGCAAGCAAAGUAUGAUACCUUAGCAUCCCAGGAGUCCAGGAAGCAGGAAGUUCAGUAUGUGAACCUUCAAAAGGAAGUACAGGUGCUUAAUGAGAAAAAGGCAUCUUUGGAGGCUCAAGUCCAAAGCACUGAACACAAAUACAAGAUGCUUUUCAUAGCAAAUGAGGCAAUGCAAAAAGAACUGCACAAGGUGGAGGAAAAAGCAGCAGUAAAGACAGAACCGUCUUUAAGAGACAUGAAAUUUGGGGUCAGGGCUUCUUAUGAAAGGAAAUCCCAGGAAGAUGAUAAACAUCUGAGUAGGGAAAAGGAUGCGAAGCUGUCAGCUGAAAAAUCCCAGGCAGCCCUUGCUAAAUCCCCCAGUGGGAAAAGGGAGGCAAAGAUACCAGAUAAAAAGCUGUUUCAGAGACCAUUGGUAGAGAGAACAGAAGACACCGGUGACAAACAGGAUGCAAAGCUUCUAGAUAAAAAGCUAUUACAGAAAGUCUUGGUAGAGAGAGGUGAAGGCACCAGUGACAAACAGGAUGCAAAGCUUCUAGAUAAAAAGCCAGCACUGAAAGUCUCGACAGAGAGAGGUGAAGACACCAGUGACAAACAGAAGGCACAGAAAGCCCCAGUAGAGAGAACUCAAGACACUGUUGUCAAAUGGGAUGCAGUCAUCCCAGUGGAAAAACAAGAAGAGACUUCAGGAGACCUGGCUGGAAGAUGGCAUGAACAACCUCUGGACAGUGAGCAAACAGAGGCUGCUGACAAAUGGGAUGUGAACCUCCUGGGUGGAACCCAGGAAGUUGUUGAAGAUGUCACUGGUGAGUGGCAUGAGAUCCUGCCAGAUGAUCAUGAGCUCAAGGCUGACAGUGAAGAAGAAAUGGAAAGGCUCCCAUCCCCAACAGAGCUCCCAUGCCAAGGGGUCUCUAGGAAAGGAAAGCAGAGGAGGAGGAAGGAAAGCCUGGACACUGAGGAGACACAUACAAAAAUAUCUCAGAGCCCUAUCAGCAGAAGCAUGCUGGACCCAUCCACUGCACUGUAUGGGUUUAAUUCAGCUAUCCUGGCUUAUCUGGAGCAGAAGACGGAGAAGCUAUGGAAAUGUCCCUCUCCUGGGAAGAGACAAGCAGAGAGGAUGCUGCCCAAGGACCCAGAAGCCCAAAGGCUCUACAUGGCCUUGGAGAGGAAACUGGAAGAAUUCUUCUCAAAAAUGAAGAUAAAAUAUUCCAGCAGCUUAGAGGAGCAGAAGCUUCCAAGGAGCCUGGAGUUGACUGAAGAGCGUGAGGAGGAGGCAAAGCCACCCUUGGAGGCUCUUCCUGGAAUGUUCAUUCCAGGGAAAGAAGUUCCUGGUCCCUCCAUCCAGUUGAGUGACCCUGACAGUUCCUUUUUGGAGUCCAAAGUUCCUGGGAUCUCACAAUGGGGACUCCCUGCAGCCCUGUUGAAGGAACCUAAUAUCUCAGCACAUUUUCAAUUUCCCAAGCAAUGGCAGCAGCAAUGGCAGCGACAACAGCAGGAGCAAUGGCAGGAGAAGGAAGAGGAAUGGUUUAAGAAGGUACAGAAGGAGCAGCAGUAUCAGAUGCAAUGGCCGUCACCACAGCCUGAGGAGCAGCUCCAGCAGCAGCUGCAAGGGGUAAAGGAGAAGGUAGAGGUGGAGCAGCAGGAAGAGCAUCAGUUUGAGGAGCUGCAGCCACAGCAGGAGCCACUGCAGGAAGGGCAGGAAGAGGAGCAAACGCAGUGGAAGAAGCAGCUGGAGGAACAAGCAGAGGAGCAGAGACUGAGGCAGCAGCAGCUGGAGCAGCAGCAGAGGCUCUAUCAGCAGUGGCAGGAAGAGCAGCAGGAAAAG